Molecule: messenger RNA, 2144 nt
Organism: Octopus sinensis (East Asian common octopus)
Lineage: Eukaryota; Metazoa; Mollusca; Cephalopoda; Octopoda; Octopodidae
Product: high affinity cationic amino acid transporter 1-like
Exons: 15
Coding region: 170-1978 (602 amino acids)
Biological process (GO): transmembrane transport; amino acid transport
Cellular component (GO): plasma membrane
Molecular function (GO): amino acid transmembrane transporter activity
Source: RefSeq, a predicted model, not a curated record
AGUACCUAUAAAAUAGUCGUCACCGUUAUCAGAGUCUUCUUGUUUAUUAUUAUUGUGUGUGUGUGUGUGUGUGUGCCAUAUCUAACUCGAUUUCUCCUCCCACACAUUAUCAGUUCCCAUUGUCAGCUGAUGUUCACUCCUCUUCUAGUUGAAGUUCCAAGUUCUAACCAUGGCCAUUUUAAUGAGAAUUUUAAUGAAUCUAUUUCGAAAGAAAGCAAUGAGCAAUGAGGGUAUGGAGAAAACUAAGUUGGCCAGAGUACUCACUUUGCUUGACCUGACACUCUUGGGUGUUGGAAGUACCCUUGGUGCAGGGGCCUACGUUUUGUCUGGAGCAGUUGCUCGUGACAAAGCUGGACCUGCAAUUGUUUUAUCAUUCUUUGUUGCUGCAGUCGUGUCUGUUCUUGCUGGGCUUUGUUAUGCUGAAUUUGGGGCCCGUGUACCAAAGACUGGCUCUGCCUAUGUCUAUAGCUACAUCACAGUUGGUGAACUGAUUGCUUUUAUCAUUGGGUGGAACCUCAUCCUGGAAUAUGCCAUUGGUACGGCUAGUGUGGCCAGAGCUUGGACAGCAAACUUCAAUUCCCUCAUUGAUAAUGCAGUCAUUGAUUUCUUCAACUCAACAAUGCCAAUACGAGUCGAUUAUUUAUCGGAAUAUCCGGACUUCCUGGCAUUCGGUCUUGUAGCUUUGUUGACAAUCUUGCUGACGGUUGGUGUGAAGCAGUCAACUUUGUUCAACAAUGUCUUCACAAUAAUAAACCUCCUCGUGCUUCUCUACGUCAUUAUUUGUGGAUUCUUCCAGAUGAAACUGAAAAACUGGCAACUCACUCCAGACGAGGUACCUCCUAAGUAUGGUAACGGUGGGUUCAUGCCUUAUGGCGUUUCCGGAAUGUUGUCGGGCGCUGCCACAUGUUUCUAUGGUUUUGUUGGAUUCGACUGUAUUGCUACCACAGGUGAGGAGGCAAAGAACCCGCAGAAAGCCAUCCCCAUCAGCAUCAUCCUCUCUCUGAUUAUUGUGUUCCUCUUCUACUUCUUCGUGUCGAUGGUCUUGACCAUGAUGUCACCUUACUACCUGCUCGAUGUCAACGCACCUCUACCGGCCGUCUUCAGUGCAGUCGGCUGGGAUACGGCAAAGUAUGUAAUUGCCGUGGGGGCCAUUUGUGCAUUGACUGCCAGUAUGGUUGGUGCCAUAUUUCCUCUACCUAGAGUUGUGUACGCAAUGGCUGAAGACAAAGUCAUUUUCAGUGUCUUCUCCAAUGUCUCAGAAAAAUUCAAAACACCAGUUCUCGCUACCCUGAUUGCAGGAUUGUUUUCAGGUCUGACUGCUCUCAUUUUUGAUCUCACCGAACUGGUGAACAUGAUGUCUAUUGGAACUCUCCUAGCUUACACGUUUGUGGCCAAGUGUGUUGUUAUUCUACGCUAUAAAAAGACAAUCUUUGAAGAGCCGUUGAUAUCCGACCGUGGCACAUAUUACAAUUCCACUUCAGUCAACACUCCCAACACAGAUAUGCAGAAAGUUACUCCGAGUUUCUCCUUUGCGAUGUUGUUCAAAAGUCAACAGGAUGUACCAAACCAGACCACCGAGAAGAUUGUGCUCGUUACAUCUUCGCUACUCAGUCUCGCAGCUAUUGCUUUGUGUGUUGUCCUGGUGUUCGCUGAAGACUACCUGUCCAGUGGCUGGGCCAUCUACCUGAUUGUUCAGUUUUUAGUCCUCAUGACUGUUUGUAUGGUAAUUAUUGCUAUGCAGCCAUCCAACACUGCAGACAUUCCAUUCAAAGUUCCAUUCGUACCCGUGAUUCCUGAGAUAAGUGCUGCAUUGAAUAUCUAUCUUAUGUUAAAAUUGCCAGUCUCCACAUGGAUCCGAUUUUGCGUCUGGAUGUUUGUUGGUUUCCUCGUCUAUUUCGGCUAUGGUUACGAACACAGCACGGCGAAACGAAGAGAUAUGACUGAUUAUGUGAACAUCACCGAGGACGAAUCUGACUGAAGAACUCCAUAAAUCAUGACACGUCAAUCAUCACUCAUUCGCAUUUCCUUUUAAAUCUUGAUACUCAAACAAUUUCACAAUUUCUUUUACCUUAAUGCUCUGCCAUGUACAUGAAUGCAUAUAAUAUUCAUAUAUAUAUAUGUAUAUAUACACACCUACAUACAUA